UCUCAUUUCAAAGACUGCUGGGUAUCCAUAUUUUUUUCUAGUCUGGAAACUUGAAUUUGUUUAGUACACAUUGAAAGAUGUUGACAUAACUUUCUAUCUUCAUCAACAUAUGAAAACUCAUUUAAGUUUACACAAAGAAUUUGAUGUUACAGAAAUCGAAGUGAGAAAAACAUGGAAAAAGACCAACAGCAUAACAGCUUAGAACCAGCAAAAGCAGUUCCAGAAGAGGGUAUUUCUGAGACUGACAUAACUUCUUAUACAUGUACAUCAAUCAUUCCUACACUAAAGCAAAAGGAUGGGAAAUAUCAGUGUACAGUUUGCCAAAAGUUCUUUCUAAAACACACAAUCGGCCGGCAUAUCAAGUCAUUCCACGCUGGUGGUAAAACGCAUGUAUGUAAAAUUUGUCUGGAAGUUUUUAGUCAAAAGUAUGAUCUUACAAUUCAUACAAAAACCGCACAUUCAAAACCAAAGUACACAUGCAAUAUUUGUGACAAAACUUAUGUGCACAAGAGUUCAUUGAUUAGACACACAGAAUGCCAUUCUGGUACAGAAUUUCUGUGUAAAAUUUGUAAAAAAAUAUUCAAAUCAAGUUGUAGUCUUAAAAAGCAUUGUAUUUUACAUGGAAAAGAGAAAAAAUAUAUAUGUGGUGUGUGUGGAAAUAAAUUCAUUGGAACACAUUAUUUAAAGACUCAUAUGGCGUCACAUUCAAAUGACAAACUUAGGGAAUGCACAGUAUGUAAUAGAAAAUUUUGUACUAUUGCUCAAUGUAAAACACAUGAAGAAAAAGUGCAUGCUGGGAAUAUAACAUUUACUUGUCCAGUCUGUAAUAAAUUUUAUUUCGAAUCUUAUCAAUUAAGAAAUCACAUGAAAAAACAUUCUGUUGCUGAAAAGAAACCUGGUUAUAAAUGUGGCACGUGUGGCAAAAGUGUAACAAGUCGUGUUUCAUUAAAAAAACAUGAAUUAAGACAUUUAGGAGUUAAAACUCAGUGUGAUAUAUGUGACAAGGUUUUUAGUGACUAUUAUACAUUGCAUGCCCAUAAAAGGUUGAAACAUACUUUCGACUUCAAUUUUAAAUGUCAGAUUUGUGGCAAAGGCUUUGUCUCCAAAACUAAUUAUAAACAACAUCAAGUGAGGCAUCUCAAGAUUAAAAAACAUCAGUGUAAUUUCUGCCGGAGAAAGUUUUUGUUUAAGCUUAGUUGCGUAGGACACAUGAAAAUGAAACAUCAUGACGAAUAUUUUGCUGGUAGAAUGUCUGAUCUUCAUGAAUGUGAAUUUUGUGGGAGAAAAUUCUUGUAUUUAUCACAAAGAAAUGAACACAUCAAGAUACACACUGGACAUAGACCGUUUAUUUGUAAAUUUUGUAGUAAAUCGUUUAGGACACAACAAACUCUUGCCCUUCAUGAGAAAAGACAUACAUAUCCCUUCGAGUGUGGAAUAUGCCAUGCACAAUUUAUUCAAAAGCAUCUGCUUUUAAAACAUUUAAAAAUACACGAAGAUACUACUAACAGAGACAAUCAGGAACAAAAUAUCCAUUUAGAAAAACAAACAAGAUUUGGUCAUAAUUUUAUUAAAACUGAGGCCAAUAAUUGUUCAGACUCAUUAAAUGAUGAAAAUUCAACAGGAGCAGUGCAUGAACAAAGUCAGUUUAGAAUAACCAGUCAACUUUUCACGAAAAAGCAUGCAUCAAUGGAAUUAAGCUUCAGUGAUGGCCACAUUCAAGAUGGGAUUCAACCAACAUCUGACAUUGUGCCAGCAUCCUGGACAGAAGGAAUAAUCAUCGAGGAAAUGAAUGAGAUUAAACCAGAAAUCACAGACAAAAUUAAGGAGGAAGUGAAAACAGUUAAAUCAGAGAAAAAAGAUCAACUUAUGAAUGAACAAAGUACAUUUCUUAAUGAUGAUCAUAGAUCGGAAACAGGAUGGUCACCUACAUGUAGUACUAGGUCCAUUUUGAAAGUAGAACACAUUCCACAGCAGAGUAUUUCAAACCAGUUGAGUGGUAAUGUUUUAACAAUGACUAAAAUUGGAUCGGUGAAGGUGAAUGCUGAAGAUCUUCAGAAAAUACUCAAUAGGGGAAAUAUUUUGGAUAUUAUAAAAUCUCAGACACAAACGGAUUUAAAAUGAAUUGCAUAUAUACAAGAGCAAGGACAUAUAACUAACAUACAUCCUUGACAAGAGUUAGUUGAUUAUAUUAUCUAUUUAUUAAAUUUUGUAUUUUUCUCA
Messenger RNA from Mytilus californianus (California mussel), 2220 nucleotides. RefSeq names its product zinc finger protein ZFP2-like. The transcript has 2 exons. Bases 172 to 2121 code for a protein of 649 amino acids. NCBI's taxonomy places the organism in Eukaryota, Metazoa, Mollusca, Bivalvia, Mytilida, Mytilidae. The record is from RefSeq and is a predicted model, not a curated record. Gene Ontology annotation, biological process: regulation of transcription by RNA polymerase II. Gene Ontology annotation, molecular function: RNA polymerase II cis-regulatory region sequence-specific DNA binding; DNA-binding transcription factor activity.